Choloepus didactylus (southern two-toed sloth) is the source of this 2612-nucleotide messenger RNA. Its product is annotated as putative olfactory receptor 2I1. Gene Ontology annotation, molecular function: G protein-coupled receptor activity; olfactory receptor activity. Gene Ontology annotation, cellular component: membrane. Lineage: Eukaryota; Metazoa; Chordata; Mammalia; Pilosa; Megalonychidae. The coding region runs from base 1 to 948 and encodes 315 amino acids. The transcript is spliced from 2 exons. Gene Ontology annotation, biological process: G protein-coupled receptor signaling pathway. The record is from RefSeq and is a predicted model, not a curated record.
AUGAAGGCCAACCAGAGCACAGAGGAGAGCUUCUUCCUGCUGGGUUUCUCCGACUGGCCGUCCCUGCAGCCAGUCCUCUUCGCCCUUGCCCUUCUCUGCUACCUGCUGACCCUGGCAGGGAACUCGGCGAUCGUGCUGCUGGCGGUGCGCGACCUGCACUUGCACACGCCCAUGUACUACUUCCUCUGCCACCUGGCCCUGGUGGACGCGGGCUUCACCACGAGCGUGGUGCCGCCGCUGCUGGCCAACCUGCGGGGCCGGGCGCGCCGCCUGCCGCGCGGCGGCUGCAUGGCCCAGCUGUGCGCGUCUCUGGCGCUGGGCUCCGCCGAGUGCGUCCUCCUGGCGGUGAUGGCGCUGGACCGCGCGGCCGCCGUGUGCCGCCCGCUGCGCUACACGGGGCUCGCCUCGCCGCGCCUCUGUCGCUCGCUGGCCGCCGCCUCCUGGCUCGGCGGCCUCGCCAACUCCGCGGCGCAAACGGCGCUCCUGGCCGCACGGCCGCUGUGCGCGCCCCGACAGCUGGACCACUUCAUCUGCGAGCUUCCCGCGCUGCUCAAGCUGGCCUGCGGUGGCGGCGGGGACGCCACUGAGCGCCAGAUGUUCGCCGCCCGCGUGGUCAUCCUGCUGCUGCCGUCCGCCGUCAUCUUGGCCUCAUAUGGCUCCGUGGCCGGCGCUGUGUGGGACAUGCGGUCCUGCGGAGGCCGCAGGAAGGCGGUGGGCACAUGUGGGUCCCACUUGACUGCUGUCUGCCUGUUCUACGGCUCGGCCAUCUACACCUACCUACAACCCACUCGCAGCUACAACCAGGGGCGGGGCAAGUUCGUCUCGCUCUUCUACACCGUGGUCACACCCGCCCUCAACCCUCUCAUCUACACCCUGAGGAAUAAGGAGGUGAAGGGGGCAGCGAGGAGGCUCCUGGGAAGUCUGGAGAGAAGGCAGACUGGACAGUGAGUGCGGGGAAGGAAGAAACUGUCAGCCCAGGAUCCAAGGAUGGAAGUGCUGUUAGAGAGUCAGUUUUGCUUCGAGCUGUUCAUUUCUAUAAGAGAAUCUGCAAGAUUUGUCCUCAGGGAGUCGAUGGUUAAUGGGGGAGAUUAACCCUUCCCUUCCCGUCUCCAGGAAGUGUUCAGAUUCGUGAGGGAAAAUCUGUAUAUCCUCUAUACAUAUAAGUUUAGAGAGGGGGAAAUAGCCUUCUGGCUUUUCUCCCAAGCUGAAGACAGGAGAAGGUUUGAUUUGGGGGGACCUCCACAUCCUCAGGGGACACAGUAAGCAACCCUCAGGGUUCUGUAUGCAGGUGAGAUGAUGUGUGACAUAAUGGUUACCUUUAUUAGCUUUGUCCCAUCUGAUGGGAGGGGCAUGGUUAUCAGGGGUCUCUCAGUUUGACAAGGAAAUCAUAGACCGUACCCUGUAGGAGACUCCAACCAGAAAAAAAGAGCCAUGGUCUCUUUUCUCAGAGAAACAAUACAAUCUGAGACAUAAUUCUGACCCCACCAGGUGACCAGUGCCCACCACAGGACACCUGUCCCAUAAGCACGAUGAGGAACUAAGUGUGGUGAGUUGUGCUGGGUGGUCAGGUUGGGAAACCCUCCUGUAGGAAUUGGUUUUGAGCAAGUUUUAAAGAAGAGAAGGGACUAGGACUGGCAAGGAAGAAGGCAGGCAUGUCUCAGGUUGUGAGAAAACAAGCAAGUGAUGAGCAGCAAGCAGGACAUGAGAUGGGGCCAUGAGAGAGGGGAGUACACGGAGGGAGUAGGAGGGAGGAAGGUACUCAAAUUCCCAAGAGAGAAGCAGGGACCUGGAGGUGAAGGAAGCAGAGAAGAAAAGCCUCCAUCAGCAGAACUUGGACAGAGUGCUGGGGCCAGCCCAGGGGUCAGCCGUUUACCCCCCACCCAGACUGACACCCUGGCCUAGAGAAGACCUGCCAUACCCUAGGGCAGGCAGGACAGAGGCUGGUCCACAGAAAGUCCAUUCCCUCCUGCAGCACUUCUGCCCCCAAGGAGCCCCCUUGAGAGGAACAAACUCUAGACCCCCAUAGAAAAUAACUGCCAUGCCCACCACCAUCCCCAGAAAUAAGAACAAUUUUAACUGGGUGUGAGACAUACAGAGUAGGCAGGGGAGCAGUGCCAGAUUUCAUUUCAUACCAAACAGCCUUAAGUAAGGAGACAGAAAUUAGUUUAAUUGAAUUUCUAAUUUUUUUUUUGCAUUAGGUUGUGAUCAAGUCAAAUUAAUUAUUCCACUUCAUAAUAAAUAAUUUCACUGUUCUCUAUCAGUGGAAAUUCAGUUCGGUUUAACAAUUAUUGAUAUUAUUUACGAAGCACUGGGCUAAACACAAAUGGAAAACAGAAAUUAGAAAAGUAGGGAUCCCAACCUAAAACUUACUACCUUGUCUGAUAGGAAAGGAAAUUGGAGUUUUUCUAUGAAUCAGAGGGAACCAGAAAGAAUUCAAUUGCAAGCUGCCUUUGAAUGCUGUCUCUCAUGUGCCUUAGUAAUUUAUUUUCUAUUUUCAGUAACACCUUACACACUAUCCUGUCUCUUAAUUACAUUAGAAUCAAAGAAUCAUAACAUUGGAAAAGUAUUCUGCAAUCUUCUUCCCUCCACUUCACCCAAAUGUUAUAUUUAUC